Messenger RNA from Uranotaenia lowii, 571 nucleotides. RefSeq names its product CDGSH iron-sulfur domain-containing protein 3, mitochondrial. NCBI's taxonomy places the organism in Eukaryota, Metazoa, Arthropoda, Insecta, Diptera, Culicidae. The transcript is spliced from 4 exons. Gene Ontology annotation, molecular function: 2 iron, 2 sulfur cluster binding. Bases 114 to 527 code for a protein of 137 amino acids. The record is from RefSeq and is a predicted model, not a curated record. Gene Ontology annotation, cellular component: intracellular membrane-bounded organelle.
AUGAUAGUCUAAAAUAAUUAAAUUUUAUGAAUUACCGAGUACAUUUAUACAAGCGUGUGUGUUAAUCAAAACAUUUCGUUCUAAUUUUUUGAUUCUAUCCAUUUUUUCAAAUAAUGAACAUUCUACGAAAAACACUUUCACUUAAAAGUGCUCUGAAUUUGGAAUUACGAUACCCUAUGUGCAGACAUGCAUCCGGUGGCGAUAUUCCAAAAAAUGUGAUUGCAGACUUGCAAACAUCGCAGAAUCAGCAAACUAAUGGCGUGAUUUACGACAAGAAACCUUUUAGGAUAGAACUAGAAGAAGGUAAACGAUACUCCUGGUGCCUUUGUGGUAAAUCCAAAUCACAACCUCUAUGCGACGGGACACACAAAUUGGAUCAAUACAAAAUCAAACAAAGACCUGUUCGAUUUCAGGUUGAAAAAUCAGGCACCUACUGGUUAUGUAACUGUAAGCAAACCAAAAACCGACCAUUCUGCGAUGGUACUCACAAAAAUGAAGAAAUUCAGAAAACAGCCGGUAAAAAUUGAUUUCGUUUUGUUGAUUGAAUAGUGUCGAUUUUUCAAUAAAAAUG